GGUACAGCCAAAGUAAACAAUGAAGUGACAAAAACAGGCGUCCCAGGUGAAUUAAACAUCGACUCUACAUUGCCUCCUGAAGAAUUUGAAGAUCAUCUUGUUCAACGUUUAAAAGGUUUAAACCUUCAGAGUGAUGCUUCAACUGUGGAACAUCACAUGACCCUUGAUCUAUGGGACUUUGCUGGUCAACAUCUUUACUAUGCGUCUUACCCAGUUUUUUUAUCGCCACGAGCCGUUUACAUGUUAGUGUACGAUCUCAGCAAAGGAUUAAAGGACAUUGCAGAGCCCUGUUUCAAGCAAGGAACUCUAAAGCGUCAUCUCAGUAAUCAAAAUAAGGAAACAAAUUUGGAAAAUUUGUUGUCGUGGCUGGUUUCUGUAAGGACUAUGUGCUUACCAUCGAAAGUGGAAGAUCUGCCGUACUGUCGCCCUCCAGUCUUCAUCGUGGGAACACAUGCAGAUGAACCACACGAAGACAUCAAAGAGAUGGAAUUGCAGAUUCAGCAGGAAAUUUUUGGAAAGGACUUAGGGCUUCACGUGAUCCCUGAUUUUUUCUCUGUCGAUAAUACUCAAGGUUCAGCUGAUGAGGGAGUGGUCGCACUUCAGAAAGGAAUGAUGAAAGUUUUGAGACAAGAACCAUAUAUGGGAGAAAGGGUACCAGUUCGGUAAGUUAUUUAGUCAAGAAAAACAUACCUCUCGCUGUCUAUUCCAGUUACUGUAUUUACUGUAAGUUUUGCAAGAAGGCAAUACGGUAUAAUUCCAUUUAGAAAUAAACUCAAGAAUAUAGCUUUUGUUUGUAUCAUUAUGUAGUUGCCGCGACUUUUCGACUGCCUACUGCUAGCCUUUUUCAGGCGAUGAGAUCGAAUUACUUUUCUACAGCCAUGUUUGGCUGUAUUUCAGUCCUGUGAGAUGAAGAAGUUGAACUCUCGGCGGUUCACUGUUUUACCAUUUUCGUUUUGUGUUUCCAAACCGUGGACAUCCACGCUUGCAUCUACUCCGUAAAUGGAUAGUAUCCAUUGAGCAAUAUGUUUUACGCUCAGUUUUAGUGAGAAAUUCAGCUAUUUCGUCUUCGGAUAGCCGUGAACGCCAUUUUACGAUAAAAACAUAUGAGAAGGGGCUUGGACUUUUCUGGCUAUUCAAGGGAACAUGUGACAGUAGGUGCCUAUAUCUAGUCAUUUUUAUUAUUGGCAUGCCUUCAAUUAACUCUGAUUUUUCCAGAAAUCGCUCAAAUGUUAUAUUUUCACCGUAUUUCAUUUUCUCUCACUGAUAAUCUUUACAUGUUAUAUACUUAAAUUGAGUCAUUACUAGCUUCUCAUAUACGAAUCAUAGCAAACAAGUCUUUCUUGCAUUUUUCAAAGUAUAUUUUGAGCAAACCCUUUUGGCAUUGUGUACACUAGUUUUACCAGUUAUGCAUUGAACAGAUUUUUUUUUUUUUUGCAGUUAGUGUAUUUUGUUAGCAUCACAUUCGGUACCACAACUAAGCACAGCACGCACAUAAUAUAUUUAGGUGCACACUUAAUGCUAUUGUGGAAAUACUGAAUCACAUCUGCCAUUUCCAUUUCAUGUGCCUCAUUUGCCACAGCAGUACAAAGAUACUUACAGGUUCUCCCCUUCUCUUUUUCCGCCGUUUUUUGCUCGUUUGUUUUUCCACUGCCCGCCCGUCUUUUUCGCUCGUCUGCACUAACCGAUAGCCUGGCACAGGCUAUUUCACUCCAACAGCGAUGUAAUGGUUCGCAGAUUUUAUAUAAGGAAUACGCUGAGUACCACUAAAUGCCCUUAGCUACAAUCAGGAAUGUAUUUUUUCUUCAGAAAAUAUGAACCCAUUUAGGAACCCAAAUAGCCUAAAUUUGUGCUAAUUACCAUUCAUGUAAGAACCUGUUUCGGCUAACUUGAGAAAAUACAGGUUCUUAGUGGCGGGUUUUUCCUGUAUUCUCCAUUGCGUACUAGCACAUACUAGAAAGAAACGUGUAGUACAAGCGUACAGUGCCGAAUUGUCAACUUUUCACCAGGAUCAUACGUAUGUCAGCUGUUUAAAGUUGUUCUGACACAUUUACAUUUUUUUAUUCUAGUAGCAGAGAUCAAGGCUUCAGUAUUGGCUUUAACUUCUGCUUUAAGCUUUUGUUUUUAUAUUUGGUUUUUAGAUGGUUUAACUUUGAGAAGGUCGUCAAAGCUUUAAUUGCUGAGGAACUGUAUUACUUAAACCUCGAACAACUUCAAGGUUAUAUCCAGACGUUUUGCUUCAUCGAAGACGAGGAUGAAGUUGCCACUAUGUUGGAUUUCUAUCAUGAUCUUGGUGUGAUUGUCAGACACCGCAGCACCGUUGUACUGCGGGCUCAAUGGCUCAUUGAGGUAUUCAGACAACUCAUAACUAUUCGCCCUUUCAGAGAAAUGGUAAGUAAAACAUAUUCAAGUGGAUAAUAAUAUCAACAUUAACAGUUUACUAAUACUGCAAUGGACUCCCCAGAAAACACCAUCCCACCGCCACAAAUUCCCUGCUUUACCAUUGUCGCAGAAACCCUGGCGCGGAUUCAUUUACAUGGAGGAUGAUUAUCACCUUUUAAUUAUCUCAAACCUAAAAGACAAACCAAGGACCCAACCUUAACUAUUGCCUUGGUCUUUUGAAACCUUGUUAGUUACAAGUUUUCCAGAGGUCAACAAUAGCGUCAUUCCAUCAAAAUGAUAUGUAUCCAUCGUCGCCCAAGACUUUUUGGCGGUGACUAGCUGUAGCCUUUUCUCAAAGACAACUUCUUCUUGACUUACUGGUUAUUUAUUGCUCAAGAGUGUAAUAUCCUUUUAGAUUCUUGUUCUUACAAUUCUCUGUGGUAAAUUAGUGUUACACCCAUUUUUAUAUCAGCCAGAAAACCAACUGCUUAGUGCGAACUAAUGCUGAGGCAAGUCUUCUCUGAUUGGUUAACACAGACUGAUUAGCAUAAAACCUUCGAGAUAAUUACUUUGUCAAAAUGUUUUUUCGAUCUAAGUUUUUACUGUUAAGCUUACAACUGGCCAAUACAAAACAAGGAUAACAAUACAAAAACUCUUUUACAAACUUUUCGUAUCAGCAGAUAGGAAAGUACAGUUUGAAAAUCCUGACUUCAUUGUUGUCGAUUUCGGAGAGGUGUGAAGCUUCUUCUCGGAAAGUGAUUGGUCAGAACUUUUCCAUAAAUCAAAUACGUACGUGAUUGGAAACUCAGGUGACAAAUUAAAAAUGCAGUUCGCGGUAGAGAGCAGAAAUUACAACCGAAUAGAUUUUUACUUGAACCAACACCUGUUAAGUGGGAGAUAUUGCAUACCAUUAUUUUUAGAAUAUUUUAAGUUGCAGAUAGAAACCAUCAACUAUAUGAAUUCGAUCGAAAACACGGGAAACUGAACAAGCUAAAAACUAACCAAAAUAAGAAUAUAGGUUAUUUCCUAGAAAUCUAGAGGAGGAGUCAAGUUAAGAUUGAAAUAUCAAACCAUGCGACAUUUUCAAAUGUAAACAAGCCUUUGUUGGGAACCUCAAUUGAACAUUUUUUUACGGUAAAAGGGCUGUCGUGGAAGUCGUGGAAGUGUACUAAAAUAGAACAUAUUUGUUAAAGAACGAAUUCAUGAAAGGAGAAGGUUUAUGUUGAUGACUAUUUUAAACGUCCAACUUGUAAAGGCAUUCUAAACAACUAAUAACUGAAUAUUCGUGAUACCUGACAUUACAUCCCAAUAAAAUAUCCCUUAGUUAACUUAUCAUACAGUAACCACUUAAGAACAUCCUCUUACGUUUAUAGCAUAGAUCAAACUUUGUAAGAGUAAACUAGAUCUAGGCUAAAAUUUCCGUAGCCUGCAUUUUUAUUGAUUAACAUAGGGAGCUUACGCAACGAUAACGACGACGGCAGUGAAAACGUGGCGAUAAAAGUGAUUUUGCGUCCACUGCACGACUACGACGUGAAGCGUCCUAUGCAUGCAACGUUUUAUGGGGGACGCGAACAUACGAGGACGAAUUUUCCUUUCUCUUUUUGAACAUGGAUAAAGUCCUUAAGAAUGCAACUCUAUGAAAACGGCCUACAUUUGAAAAAUAGAGCCAAUACAUAUAGACGGUCCCUUCUGUAGGUACGGAGGCACAGAUUAAAACACGUAAUAUAUAGAUUUAGCCAGGGCUAAAAGCGAAGCUCUCGAUAAUAUUUAUAGUUUGUUCAAACAAAAUAUAAAAUCGUGUAAUGCUAAGCGGGGAAGGCAUGCAACGCCGGAAAACCGGUGAAAAACAACAAUAGGUUUAAUUAGCAAAAACACUGAACUUUGCACGUGCAGCACACUUUUUUGGUACAUUUCUUUGCCGUUGUUUUGCACGACUACAACGUGAAACUUCCAGAAACUUCUUAGUUACUCGUUUUAUGGAGGAAAUGUCGUACGUGUUCCCGUUCACUUUUUUUCACUGCCGCUCAUUUCCACCUUGCAUUGGUGGCCACUGGCAUUUCUCAUUUCAGUCACCGCCGCUACACAAAAUUUUCAUGUUGUUUUUCCAACAAAAAAAUGUCUCCUUCGGUUUUUCAUCUCUCGCUCUAAAUCCCUGUCGCGCUUUUUUUCGUUGAGCUUCGCUGGCCUGCCGCCCACUUUCUCUUUUUCUCUGUCUCUCUCUUGCUCUAUAUUCCAAAUUUGGGGACAUGACAAUUUAUCUAAGUUUAAUACUUUAGACAACACGGAUACAGAGACAAUUUCCGCUUUCCGUAGUCUUUAUUGACUCUUUUGUUGUCUCUGCUUUACAAGACGCCAGUGGCUAUGCGAUUUCCCGCCAAAAUAACCUCGAGUUGCAUUUGGGUUGCAAUACCUGUUGAUUGAGUUAUUUUACAUUGGUAUACCUGUGGUGCGGACGGACGGUCUCUCGGGCGGGGGUGUACGGUCACGUGGUUACCAAAUUUUCUCGGAUGGGUAGAUUACUUCAUUUUCUUACCCAUGGUGCGCCGCUGGCGCGCUUCGCGCGCGAGAGCUCCGCUAUAACAAAAGAAACAAAACAACCAAACAAGAAAGCCCUCAUGGUUCCUUUGUUUCUUUUGUGAUGACGGUACCUGCAGAAAGACCCAAAUAGACGCGAUUGUCGUCACGGUUGCUUAAGCUACCUAAUGUGUUCCACAAACAACGAAAAAAAAACUCUGCUAUACCACUUGCCUAAGAUCUUGUUACUAAACCCUACGAUCAAAUCUCCUGAAACUCAAUAUUCCACUUAUAUAAUGUAUUGCCAAAAUACAAAAAAACUUGCAUGAUGUAUUACAGUUACAGUGUGGCUACUGUAACCGUAAUGGUUACAAUCGGACGACAGGAAAAUUAGAGUACUUUCCAAGAAAGUUGGUUUUGGGCCAGUCAGCAGCUCGUAAGAAAACAAAAAAUUACUCGAAGCACAAAAUUUAAAGAUUGAUAGCAAACUUUCUAAGAAAGCGAAAUUUUUCAUUAGACAAUGGUUUUUAAAUGUUUUGGUCGAUUUCGAUUCAUAUUGUUUAUUUCGUUUGGUAGUCUGACAACCAACAACAACAAUAACUUAAUUUCAUAGCAGACAGAUCACAAAGAAUAAAAAAGUGAAUGGAAAAAAAAAGGAAAUAUUUCCCCCCAACCUGCAGUUAGCGUAAGCUAAUCGAGGUGGGGGGUGAGGAAAAGAAAGAAAAUAAGAAAAACUAGACGUGAUACAUGAAUCAUAACAUUUAAAACGAACAAAAUUUGAAGCUAAAAUUGACACCCUACUCGGCGUUAUUAUUUGCUGAGAAUGGGGUAAUCUAUUAAACUGUAUUGUUAUUCAUUCAAAAUAUUUUCCCGAUUCUGAUUGGCUAAAAGCACACAUUUAAUUCACCAUAACCAGUUACUGAUGACCAAAUUUGGAAGAAUUUUGUGUUUAACGAGGAAAUGACGUCAAAAAUGCAGCGUUUUCGCAGGUUAAGGCACCGUUAACCGAGAAGACCUGGGGACGAGGUUGAGUUGUUUUGCUUGUGAACUUGAAAAAUGGCGGACAUUUCGCUCGUUUCAAGAGUAAGAACUAGGCGAAAAAAUAGCUAAAAACAUGGCAAGAACAGGAAGAAGACAACUCGAAGGGCGACAUCUGCUAUUUGGAGAAUAUUUGCGGAGCUGCACAAACCUAAACGUGCACUAUCGAAGAUCAACUUAACAUCGAUGGAUUGAUGGAGGUAAGCAUGUUUUAGCCACGUUUUUAAACUGGGAAUUCUUUUGAAUGAAUAAUAAAACAAUUAUUGAAUUCGGCUUUCGUAUCAUAUGAAGAAUUAUGGAGAUCUCGGAGGUUGUUAUCCGCCUCGGCCUACGGCCUCGACGGAUAACACCCUCCUCGAUCUCCAUAAUUUUUCAUAAGAUACUCAGCCUCAUUCAAUACUUGUUAAGUAGUUGACACUACAGCUGCCUCCGCUCUGUACCUUGUCGGUCAAUAGUAUUCAUGCUCGUUGUGUAGCUCUUUGAGGUAUACCGAUUCAUAAUGAAGAUUUUCACACAUAUUCCAUACAACAGGUGAGAUAAAUACAGGAAACGCAAGGUUCCAUGCACAGUUUCAGUUUGAUUUACACAGCUUUGAUCAAAACAUUCUUAUUUUCGAGAACAGUUCAUUCUGAACCAUAAGAAAAGACUUAAUUAGAAGUUGAAUUUUUCGCUAUUUCUCUUUCACUUUUUACGUUCAGUUCAUCUUAUUUGCCGGAAAGUGAGCCUUAGGACCUAUUUACAUGGAAGUGGGGGACCCCAGGUAGGUGAGGUAACCCGCUAAGGUGGGGUAACCUGCCUGUCCAUAUAAUCUCGCAUUUUAAUUUGAUCACUUUUACAUGAUAGGUGGGGUGACCCGCCAAGGCGGGUAGCCCGGUCUGCCAGACCGGGUAACCCUCUCAGCCGGGGUCACAUUUUGCCAUGUAAAUGUUUCAAGGUGGGGUAACCCGCCUAGCCGGGGUCAGAUUCGCGGCGAUACUGAAUUCGCACAAAAUUCACUUUGGCGGUAGCUUUGCAUCAUUAUUAAGGUAGCAAUAGAAAGCCACAGCACUGGAGGUUGCAGCAAGAGCAGCAAGCAAGUGUAGAACAGCAUCAAUCACCAUUCAGUAAUCUUGAGAAAGUGCACUCCGGGAUGGCUGGGUUGUAAGAUUGCAUGUAAAGGAGGGUUAUGUUUUUACCCUACGGAAGGGGGUUACCUCACCUACCUGGGGUCUCCCACCUUCAUGUAAACAGGCCCUUAGAAAUUAAAAGGACGUUUGAUCGAUUCACGCUCGCGCAUUCUUGUCAUGUUUUAAAGUUUAGCGGACAGAAUUUGAUUGUCGGCGAAUUUCUAUAAUCGUCCAUCGUUCUGCUAGUGAUAAGCUAGCCGUUGUUCACUCGUCUUACUUGUUUGGGGCUAAGUCUUAUUCCGGUCAAAGAGAAAGAAAGAGUGUCUGGCAAGGUUUCCAAUCAAAGAUUUGUGAACUCGUGUCUGGCAAACUCUCCAGAGUGUUUGUAUAUACACAGUUAUACGCACCUUAUAACUUCAUCUGAGCUUAAUGAGUGUCUUUUGGUCCGUAACUUUCAAAACAACUGCUCCACAGAAUGUCACUGAUAACAGGUAACGCGAAAGAGUAUCGAAGAAUGACUGCACAAUAACUGUCACAAAAGCUACCUAAGCGGUCUCUUCGGGAUGUUCUGUCAUUUCGUACUUACGGGGGCAAACAAUAGAAACGUCAUCAUUACCUACCGAUUCCUCGCGGCCCCUGUUCAGGCAAAUCGAGAUUUUUUCUGACGGUAUAUUUCAACUGUAUGUACUUUCCUUAAUAUACGCGCGAGUUACUAGAGUGCCUCCUCGGGAUUUCGCCUUCUGGGCGAAAUCCUUGCGGGGGCAAUCAGUUACAUCUAUUUUGAAGAGCGUAAAUGCUGGCUUUGAAUAGACCUUUUUACCGAUACGGCAACCAUAUUGAAUUAAUGAGAUUUAGGAGUAUUACAGGAUGCCCAGGGGGCAUGAGAACGAUCCGGUAUACUCGCUCCACAUUUACGCGCGCUUUUCUAGCCAAUUUUUCUUCAAGUUUUCCUAGCAAAAGAUUGUAAUGGGAAAAAAGAUCGUUGUGCCUUGUUUGAAUGUAAUAAUGAUCGCGUUUUCCCCGAGAAAUAUUCAGUUAAGUUCUUUUUUUGCCCAAAACUCUCGCGUAAAUACUGAGCGAGUGCUCCCUCGGCAUACAAUAAUACUCCUUAAAUCUAAUAAAUUCAAUAUGGCCGCCGUAUCGGUUAAAAGGUUUAUUAGAGCCGGUGUUGACUUCAACAUAGUCACCUUGUUCAUACUGCCUUUUUUUAAUGUUUCAAUUUCAUAAAUUGCUCACGUAAGGCUUUUGACAACUUCUUUUCACGUAUAUCAUCUAACCAUGGCUAUAAUACCAGGCUAGCAUCAAAGUCAACUUAUUAUAUUGAUCAGGUUAGAACUACAGUCGAACCUUUCUACAACGGCCACCUUUGGGACAGAAAAAAGUGGCCGUUGUGGAGGGUUGGCAGUUAUGGGGAGGUAGGGGUGUAAUGUGACAAAUUUUGUUUGGCUUUGAGGGAGUACAACAUGUACAUUGCUCGUAAGUUCAUGCUUACUGUAUCCCAUAAUGGUAAUCCAAUCAUAUACUAGUAUAUAGAGAUAAAAUACACAGAAAACUUAAUGUUUCGAAUCAAAAUGUUAACGUGGCAAAACGAGCAAGGUUCGUAACAUUCGCUAUAAGUAUCGUAGACAGUUUAUGCUCACUGCAGCAGUAUAAUGGAACACAAUCAAAAGCCGAUUGCGUGAUUUAUCAUCAACUUGCUAUACGGAUUAAAUUUCAUGACCAUUCUUGACUUUUUCAUCAGUCACCAAAAAAACUGGCCGUUGUUGGCAGUUGAGGACACGCUUUAGUGGCCGUUGCCGAUGUAGAAAGGUUUAAACAAGAGUUGAUGUAAUAAGAGGUGACCGUUGUGGGGAGGUGUCCGUUAGUGAAGGUUCGACUGUAAUUACGGUAAAUUUAAUCUAUGUUUCUCUAGCCGUUCUGUUUGGAAUAAUCUGGAUGAAAAUUUAGAAAGUAGUUAUUUACGUAUAUUCAAGAAAAAGAUGAAGGAAAAUUUUUUAUCCUCUUACUUUUGAUACUGGCUAGAAUUGUUUGAUUUACCCUAAUUAAUGUAAACUUUAUAGUUAUCUGGUACCUUUUUGUUUUGUUCUGAGGAGUAUUUUAUUUUUGUUUAUUUAUUCGUUUAUUUAUAUAUUAUUUAUCUAUUAGUUUUUUUUAUUCGUCUAAAUUUAAUAUUUAUUUCCUCUUUAUCUUUCGUGUGUCACAACCCUAUAAAAUGUAAUUUGAUCAUUGUAAAUCUUAUUUAGUUUUUGCUAUUCUGCGGUAGUUUUUUGCCUGAUCUACUUAAAUACAUUCUGUUCUUGUAAAUUUUUUAAAGCUGGCAUUUAAAAUGGACAGUUGUUGUAUGGCCAUACGCUUUAUCUAACUUUUCAAUUCAUACGUUAAUGCCAAAAUCUUUUUAAAAAUAAUCCAACGUUUUAUGCUUUUUUUGGCACCAUGCAUUUCAAUCCUUUAUAUUAUUGUGGUAGCGCCCAAGAAAAAGAUGAAGAUGCUUACAUCGUCAACAGGUGUGGCAUUUUGUUGUUAUUAAUUUAAGUGUUGUCUUCUUCGGAAUUUGUUAGGAACCGAGACAUUCCCAGCUUUGGAAUGAAAUGGAGACGUCAGGUGCCCUCCACAUGGAGCUGGUUGAUCAUGUGUUCUCCAAGUACUGUCAGCAAGGCCUGAACAAGGAGGAUAUCUUGAGCAUGAUGGAGCAGUUCGGAUUGAUCGUCAAGUUUGUCACGCCGCCAACAAAUGAAAAGUACUAUGUACCCUGUCAACUAAAGACGCCACCUAAAUUCCUUUGUGAAAUGAAAUUAUCGCCUUCAGAUCCAUGUCCACUUUACCUUAAUUUUAAAUGGGGUUUUGUGCCUCACGGUCUUUUUUUCCAGCUCUUGUCACGAUGUACUAGAUGGUACUCUGAGAAUGGUUACCAAGAAAAUCCAGAUUUUUUCGAUGGGGCUGCCCGGUUUUUCAUUGGGAAGUAUCCCUGUCACCAGUUUAUUCUCUUAUGCAGGAAAACAUUCAUCAAGAUCAUCUUGACGCAACCAGAGGAAAGUGCGUCGCUCGGUGAAACAAACAAAGUGGCUAUUACUAUACGAACGUUUUUGGAAGAGGCAGUGCAGACCCUAAAAAGCGAGGUGUCCUGGCUAAGAAACCUGAUGUGUGACUUGUGCGUCGAAUGCCCUGGCUGUUUGCGAGAUGAAGAGGCCUGUUCUAUCCACAAACAGAAGUGUUGUACUCACGAGGACUGUCUGUGCCUUCUGAAAGUAAAAGAGGGGAUACCGAAGCAUUGCCAAAAAAGGCGUGAGAUGCCUACGCUGCCUGGACUGAAAAUAUGGUUCUCACUUAAAGGUAACAAUAUUUUCGUGAGGGUGGAUAUUACCUAUUCAAAAUAA
Molecule: messenger RNA, 10411 nt
Organism: Porites lobata
Lineage: Eukaryota; Metazoa; Cnidaria; Anthozoa; Scleractinia; Poritidae
Source: the annotation of a GenBank genome assembly